Molecule: messenger RNA, 615 nt
Organism: Capsicum annuum
Lineage: Eukaryota; Viridiplantae; Streptophyta; Magnoliopsida; Solanales; Solanaceae
Exons: 2
Coding region: 1-615 (204 amino acids)
Biological process (GO): chromatin remodeling
Cellular component (GO): nucleus
Source: RefSeq, a predicted model, not a curated record
AUGCAGUUUUGGGAGGUGUUGGAUGAGGUGAUGAGAGGAGUGCCUAGUUUCGAGAAGAUUAUUGUAGCAGGGGAUUUCAAUGGGCAUAUUAGGGCGUUAUCGGGAGGCUUUGGCGAUGUGCAUGGAGGUUUUGGUUUUGGGGAGAGAAAUGGGGAGGGAACUGCUCUGUUGGAUUUUGCGAGGUCCUUUGGGUUGGUAGUGGUGAAUUCGAGUUUCCCGAAGAAGGACGAUCACCUGAUCACCUUUCGAAGCGCGACAGCCAAGACACAAAUUGACUUUUUGCUGCUUAGAAAAGGGAAUAGGGUGUUGUGUAAGGACUGGGACAUGGAUGGUAUGUGGGAUAGGGCGGCUAGGUGCAUCAAGGAGACUACUAGUAAGGUAUUGGGUAUUUUCAGGGGCUAUGUCGGCCAUCGUCGGGAGGAUUGGUGGUGGAAUGAAGAAGUUAGGAAGAAAGUGAGGACUAAGAAGGAGGUGUCUGCUAAUUUGGGUGAGAGUAAGGAUGAAGAUGAGAAGCGGGCUAAUAGGGAGGAGUACAAGAUAGUUAGAAAGGAGGCUAAGUUAGCAGUCACGGCGGCUAAGACGACAGCAUUCGAGAGCUUGUAUGCGGGGUUAUAG